GGUCGACCGUUGCUCGCGGAUGCCGUUGGCGUCGGGCACUUCCCCUCCAUCCACUUCAAAUUUCGAACCCCUGCCCUCUCCCUCUCCGCCCCCAAUCCACCGCCGCCGCCUCCCCUCAUAGCCCCCGAUCCAUGGACGAGACCGGGAGGGCGGCGACCCCGAUGGCGAGGAGAUCCGCCUCCCCCAGCGCCACCCCCACCACCGUCACGCCCGGCUCCACCGCCUCCUCCUGCUCCUCCAACUCCGACCCCGCGGCGGCGGCGCGGACGCCCCCGCCCGCCUACCUCGUCCCGUGGGCGCGCCCCGCGGGCGGCGGCAGCGGAUACUACCCCGGCUGCCGCAAGGACGCCAACUGCGCCUGCGAGAUCUGCCUCGCCAGCAUCAACGCCACGCGGGACCUCCUCCCGCCCGAGGCCGCCUCCGCGCGCCGCUGCUUCGCCGCCGCCGCCAGGGACAGGAGGCCCGGGACCCGCUCGCUCUUCCUCGCCCGCGACGGCGCCGCCACGCCCGGGUCCGCCGUCACCGAGCCGUGGACGCCGCCGCCGCGCUCCACCGCCAAGUCGAGGCGGGAUGCGGCGGCCGCCAAGGCCCGGAGGUCCUCGUCGCCCGACUGGGCGCUGUACGCGCUGACGGUUCUUGGGUUCUUGCUCCUGCUGUGGGUGGACACAGGGCUCGUCCCGGAGGUCGCGGCCAGGGGGUUCGGCCCCAAGCUGUCGCCGGAGGCCGUCGCGCGGAUGGGCCGGGAGGCGCGCCUUGCGCCUGCAGGUCUGGGCCGCAAACUGCGCUCCUUGGAGCGAGGGGUCGGGCAGCUCGUCGGCGCCGACAGGAUCUCCAACUGCAGCUCCAAGGAUUCCGUCUGGCGACUCCAGCAGAAUGAUCAGCAUUUGUUCCAUUGGCGCUGCUCGCUAUACAAGUCGGCGGCAGAGGAGGUCAGCAUCUGGGGGAGCCCUCUCCGGAGCUCCGGCCUGCUCCCGUCUACGCUCUCGACACGGCACAUCACCAUCCUCUCCGGCAAGGUCACGGAGUGGUCGGACGGGAGCGUAUUGCCGACGGUGAGGGCGAGCAACGGCAGCUCCUGGAGCUACCGGGGCCGGAGCGCAGCGGCGGUGCUGCUGGAACCAGAGACGUGGGUGCUGGAGUACCAGAGGAGCGUGCUGUUCGAGGGGACACGGCUGCUACCGGCCACGGUGGAGCUGCUGGCGUCGAGGUGCUCGGAAAUGGCGAAACGGGCGCGGCGGAAGCUGUCCAAGAAGCGGUUCCACGGCGGGAUCCAGGCGAAGCCGACUUGACCUGCAGACAGGGCGAUUUUUAGCUUUAGCAUGUUGGAUCAUCUCAUUUCCUGUGAGAUUGCUAGGAAUAUCCCGUGUUCUUUUGGUUGUAGUGAUGUGUACUGUCUGCUUUUUCAUCGGAUCAGCUCGUUGAUUAGUGGCUGAUCACGGUACCUCUACUAUGAAUGCAUAAUGUUUGGAACGUA
Aegilops tauschii subsp. strangulata is the source of this 1474-nucleotide messenger RNA. RefSeq lists its product as uncharacterized. Lineage: Eukaryota; Viridiplantae; Streptophyta; Magnoliopsida; Poales; Poaceae. The record is from RefSeq and is a predicted model, not a curated record. Gene Ontology annotation, cellular component: endoplasmic reticulum.